Molecule: messenger RNA, 372 nt
Organism: Ambispora leptoticha
Lineage: Eukaryota; Fungi; Glomeromycota; Glomeromycetes; Archaeosporales; Ambisporaceae
Source: the annotation of a GenBank genome assembly
AUGGCAAUUUCUCAAGACGACACACGUAUUAUCUACAAAAGCUUAGAUCAACGUGGAGAAUUCUUUGUAUUGAAAUGGCGAAAAGAUAAAUCUAUCCCCCUCGUUGAUUGUGUCCAAAGUUUCGAAGUAUACGAGACGGUCAACGGUGGCAACGAAGGACUGGCUGUACGACCAUCUCACCAACAACUCGAAACAUGUUUUGGAACAAGCAAACCUGAAGAAGUAGUCGCACAAAUUUGCGAAAAAGGAAUUAUCCAUAAUUCACGUAAAGGUCAUGAUAGACCAGCAGGCAGGACUCAUCGAACCAUGAUAAACGAGACACGUGGUAAAGGUGUCUCGACGAGUGAAAAUACUCGAGGAAUUCAUAAUUAG